Molecule: messenger RNA, 2688 nt
Organism: Spodoptera frugiperda (fall armyworm)
Lineage: Eukaryota; Metazoa; Arthropoda; Insecta; Lepidoptera; Noctuidae
Gene: Dok
Product: docking protein 1
Exons: 2
Coding region: 210-1853 (547 amino acids)
Biological process (GO): positive regulation of MAPK cascade; cell surface receptor protein tyrosine kinase signaling pathway
Cellular component (GO): cytoplasm
Source: RefSeq, a predicted model, not a curated record
UACGAACGAUCCCAUCUGUCAUUGAAAGUUUAGUAAUCGUCAGUUUUGUGCAUUCACAUUUUUACACAAAAUUAUUAUAAUGUGCGUUUUUCAUCCGUGAGCUAAAUUUUAAGCGUAAACCCGACAACGAAGUUUUGUUUGUGCUAUGUUUUUUAGUGUUAUUCGUAAUCAAAAAGAGUUUUUACAUUCAGAAAAAUCAAACGCAAAAUAUGGAACAAGACGACGAGAUCAAAUCCGGUUGUUUAUUAUUUCCGCCUGCCGGAGGGAAUAUGUUUAGUAAAUUUCCCAAAAAGAAAAACUGGCAACAAAAACAUUGUAUACUCUUCACUGCCAGCAAACAAGGCAUUGAGCGUCUUGAAAUAUUUGACAACAAAGAUGAUGUUGCUUCUGGUGCUAUACCCAAAAUAAUUACUCUCGAAAAUUGUAUAAAAAUAACACAUUCUAGUCCAAACACUAUUACAAUACUUACUAAGUCACACACCCAGCAGUUGAGCACACAGUCAGAAGCAGAAACAUUGGAAUGGGUAACUGCUCUACAAUCAGUGGCUUUCAAAGACAAGGAUUCUAAUCCUUUCAGCUGUGACGAAGACAAUGAUCUGUACUGUUCUUCAGGAGAGGGAGUAUUCUCAGUCAAAAUGUGCCCCUCCGAAGCCUCAACUAGAUGUGGUUUUGAACCAAUCAGAUAUCUUCUUUUGCUCACAUCUACUGCCAUAGAAUUAAGAGGUCAGAAUGAUGACAAAGUGUAUGCCACUUGGCCAUACAGGUUUAUUAGACGUUAUGGUUACAGACAGGGUAAAUUUACUUUUGAAGCAGGGCGGAAAUGUGAUACAGGUGAAGGCAUCUUCCAUUUAGAACACCCGAACCAAUCAGAAAUCUUCAAGUGCUUGUCAUUAAAAAUGAAAACAAUGAAGCAAAUGAUUGGCAAUGACAACCUGAACAGUCCUGAACACAGUGAAUUUAAUAUUCAGUCAAGUGCCAAUUUGUUUCCAGGCUCUAGAAGUCCUUUAGUUGCUGCUAGGCCUGAUGAUUUGAACUUGAGUUCACUGUCAUUCAAGACUACUUCUGUAUCAAGCCAACAGAGUUCAUGCUCAGAAAGGGACACUGCACCUUUACUGAUGCCUAAACCAGCACUGAAACCUAAACCACUUAAGCCACCUCGGAAAAUUAUCAAUCUUCCUAAGAAGCAAGAGAUUCCAAUUUCCAAUGAGGAAACCUCAGAUUUUGCAAGAUUUAAAAAGCUUGAUAACUAUGAACCAAUUGAUCAGGGGAAAAGAGAACACAGUCCCCCUAAUCAGUCAGUGCCAUAUGAUAGUGUGGAGGUAAGAUCUGAAGCAUGGAAAACAUUGGGAAUAGAUGAACCUGAACAUACAGAGUUCACUCCUAACUUGGGCGAUAAUCCAAACUGUAUAAAACUUAUUUCUCGAUCUCAAGAUAACUUAAACACCAGUGGCCCAGAAUCAUCAAGAAUUAUUCUGCUUCCAAGUCCUGUAGUUGAUCCUGAAGAUGAAAAUUAUGACAGAUUGGCAUAUUUUGGAUCAACAAGCAAAUUGAACAAAUCCUCACGAUAUAAAAAGAUUGAAGCGCGCCCUACGACUUUGGCCCUUGGUGAGCCAAAGAGUAAAGACACUUGGAAUGAUUAUGAUGAGGUUGAAAAUGUUAUGCAAACAGCCAGAUUGGCAGAUGAUUCUCAUUUAGGAUAUGGCAUGAUAAGGAAACCUAACACCCCAGGGCCCCAAGUACCCACUGCUGCCCAAGUGCAAGCACUCCAGAACCAAGUUGGCUUGGAAGAUGUUGCUCAUAACAUGUGCAAUGGGACAGAUUAUGCUAUUGUAAGCCGUCCAAAAAGAGUAUAACACAUUAUAAUUAUAACAAGAAAAAUAUAAUAUUUAAGACUGAAAUUUUGUCAGUGAUUGUUUACUCAAUUACUUUAUUAUUAGGCAUUACAUUUAAAAUGAUAUUUUUCGCAAGAUGAAAUAUUACUACCACCAAAAUGUCUUAACACUCUUGAGACACAGAAUGUUAUGUAGACAGUGUACACUACAUACUUUAUUUAGAGUUAAUCUACAUUAUAAUCCCAGAGAAGACUACUUAUUAAUAUCAUUUUUAAAAGUAUGUUUUGUGUAUUUUGUAAGACAAAAUCCCACAUAAUAAUUACUGUUGCAUUCCUUACUACAUUCUUUUUAUAUUGUUAAGAUUUUUGUACAUUAAUUUUUGUAUAAUUUAAUUAUUAUCGCACAAAUAAUACUUAGUAUAUUAAUUGUAAGAGAUUAUGAAAAUGUAUUACAUAAUGUGAUUAAUUGUGCCUUAUUUUUAUAGAGUAUUUUUCAGAAAUGAUUACCAACUGGUGCCAAUUAAAAAAUAUUUUUGUGUAACUUUUUAUCUGAUGAAUUUUUAUAAAGUAUUAAGUGUAAGAUCUAUGUUUAACUUUAGGGGUGGGGCAGCAUUCAUACAUUUUACUUUAUGGUUGAUUGAAUUGGUCAUAAACUUUCUUGUCAUACUUUUUUUUUCAUCCACACAAUAUUUGUAAUCUCAGUCUAAAAUAUUUUUCUAUGAUCUUUUUAAUAAUAGAUAUGAAAUGUUGCCCUACUAUGUAUAAGGACCUGUUUCGAUUUUAUAUUUUUAGGUUGGCCAUAUUCGAUUUGUAAUCUCUUGUAAUAUGGAUUGAGAAUAAAUCAUAUAAUCUUUUUA